AGGUCAGCCGUUUGCUGGCGGCCUUCCCCUCCCGCCUUCGUUAAGACCCUUGGAAGGCCUUGGUUACCCAGAAUCCUACACGGUUCAAAACGAAGCGCUCAGUCGCGGCUUCACCCAAUCACAAGCGACCGAUAGUCCCGGCCCGCCAAUCACAGCAGGUUUUCCGGCUCUUCUCGCUCUCUACACUGGCCUCGUGCUGAGUCCUACAUCACCUGCGAUGGCGGGAGCUGCGGAAGAGGGGGUCUUGCUACAUUGUCAAGACUGGCAUCAAUCUGAGCUCAAACAACCCUUCUGCCUCCACCUCCCAAAGUGCUGGGAUUACAGGCAUGAGUCACCUUGCCACCUAUGAAUAUCUUUCUUGAGAAUGAAAAAAAAAAAAAAUUUUCUACGAGUUAGUAGAUGCCACCAAAAAAGAGCCAAAGAACAUCAUAGCUACACCUUCAAAAGCGUGAGUCAAGACCAGCAGAGAAAAAAGAAUUUUUAAAAACCUCGUUGAGAGUGAAUGUGCGGCUGGACGGGAGGAGGAAGAAGCAAGCGUGGGCGGUGCUAAAGGAGGAACCGAAACCUCCAUCCUCUUCCCUCGGAGGUUAAGAACUACAGGGAGAGGCGAGGGAGACUACGACCGCCCUACGGCUAGAGCGGCCACGAAGAAAACACUUCCGGGGUGGGGCUAUCUGGUUCUUUCCCUUCCGCGUGGGGAAUGUGGACCGCCUGUAAAGUUAAGGUUCACGAUUCCUUGGCCAUCACUUCCAUCAUUCUAAGACGGUGCCUGAGAUUGGGGGCAACCAUGGCAAAAAGCAAGUUCGAGUACGUGAGGGACUUCGAGGCUGAUGACACCUGCUUAGCCCACUGCUGGGUGGUAGUGCGGCUGGACGGCAGGAAUUUCCAUCGGUUUGCCGAGAAGCACAACUUUGCAAAACCUAAUGACAGCCGUGCUCUCCACCUGAUGACCAAAUGUGCCCAGACCGUGAUGGAAGAACUAGAGGAUAUUGUGAUUGCAUAUGGACAGAGUGAUGAGUACAGCUUUGUGUUCAAGCGGAAAACCAAUUGGUUUAAAAGAAGAGCCAGUAAGUUCAUGACUCACGUGGCCUCCCAGUUCGCCUCCAGCUAUGUGUUUUAUUGGCGGAAUUACUUUGAGGACCAGCCCCUCCUGUAUCCCCCAGGCUUUGAUGGAAGAGUUGUGGUGUAUCCUAGCAACCAGACCUUAAAGGACUACCUCAGCUGGCGACAAGCAGAUUGUCACAUCAAUAAUCUUUAUAAUACAGUUUUCUGGGCACUUAUACAACAAUCUGGACUAACACCAGUGGAAGCCCAAGGGAGAUUACAGGGAACUCUCGCAGCAGACAAGAAUGAGAUUUUGUUUUCUGAAUUCAAUAUCAACUAUAAUAACGAGCCGCUGAUAUAUAGGAAAGGGACGGUGCUGAUAUGGCAGAAGGUGGAUGAAGUCAUGACAAAAGAAAUUAAACUGCCAACAGAAAUGGAAGGAAAAAAGAUGGCAGUGACCCGAACCAGGACUAAACCAGUGCCCUUGCACUGCGAUAUCAUUGGGGAUGCUUUCUGGAAGGAACAUCCAGAGAUUCUAGAUGAAGACAGCUGACCCUUUGCUCUUCAGUUCUGGUGUACUUAACCAUGCAAGCCCUUUCACCUCCCAGGGCUCCCUGCCUUAGGUGGCCAUAGCGUCCUCACCACCCAGAACACUGGCACGAAUGACACGACUCAAGUUGGGAGGGGAACAGGCAAGGAAGGAUGGAUGGGGGUGGUGGAUCUUAUUCUGUUUAAGCAGAACACCUUGUUUGCAAUGUGGGAACAUGGUUCCUUUGGCAGAAGUGCUUUUUUUUUAAAUCGCAGUACUAUUUUUAUAAAGCAAGAACUAUU
This is a messenger RNA of Callithrix jacchus (white-tufted-ear marmoset), 1875 nucleotides long. The record is from RefSeq and is a predicted model, not a curated record. Lineage: Eukaryota; Metazoa; Chordata; Mammalia; Primates; Cebidae.